AUGGAGGCAAACAAAAAAUUCGUGGUAGACAAAGGUCAUUCUAGAGGUACCCAAAUCUCUUCAGAAGAAAUAGAUCAAGCUCUUAGAGAUAUCUUAGCAUGGCUCUCCACAAAUGUCCCUAACUUUUCACCGCCAGGCCCAUCAAACAGAAUUAAUCAACUACAAAACCCUCCAUUAGCUCUUUUAAAAAUGCUUCAAAGCCAUAACGGAGGAAUCCAGCUCCAAGAAACAUUUAUCACAAUAUCUGUUGAAGAAAUUCUUGAUGCUAUCGAGGUAGGUCGAGUAUCGAUAUAUACCCUCUUAUAUUGCUUUAAUAAUAAAUAAUAUAAUUUGCUUUAUAACACUCCUAACAGGUAUACUGGAAAAAUGGGUAUUUUCCAUUUGCCAGAAAUAUUGAUGGCGAAUUUUUAGUUGUUGAUGGAGAAGGAGGAGUUUUUCAUUGGAAUUUGGAUAUUGGGAUCGUAGAGCAGGUCGGAGAAAGUUUGGCACUGUUUUUAGAAACUCUUAGAAAUAAUAUGCUUUCAAGAAAAUAUCAGUAUUUAGAUGAAGACUGCGGACUUGUCGAAAGCGUUUAA
Molecule: messenger RNA, 575 nt
Organism: Blepharisma stoltei
Lineage: Eukaryota; Ciliophora; Heterotrichea; Heterotrichida; Blepharismidae
Source: the annotation of a GenBank genome assembly